UUCAAACAGUGAAUGCAGUAGACUCAAGCGAAGAAGGCGCUCCCCAGCUGGCUUUUCCCCACCUAUUUCGCGGAACCGGCUGCGUAAAGCGACUGUACAAGAUGGUACUGCGACGGGAUGCCGUUCCAGUGGUGCAGCCUGCCCGAAGGGUACCGUUGGCGAUGAAGGAACCGCUUCGCGAAGAACUGAACCGCAUGGAAGGGGCCUCUAUCAUUGCGAAAGUGGACGAGCCUACCGACUGGUUCAUCCCUGGGAAAGACUUGCUGCUCGCAGAUAUGCUGUCCCGUGCUGUCACGCUGCCUGGGUGCGGUGAAGAAACGGAAGACGUGGAUAUCCACGCAGUUCAAGUGGUCUCGAGCCUUGUAAGCACAAGUACCGAUCGUCCCCCUUAG
Molecule: messenger RNA, 392 nt
Organism: Dermacentor andersoni
Lineage: Eukaryota; Metazoa; Arthropoda; Arachnida; Ixodida; Ixodidae
Source: RefSeq, a predicted model, not a curated record